CAUUUCUGAUUCAAAUAUUCCCAAGAAAACAUUUCUAUUCAAAUCAUAAAAAAUGGCAGAAGAAGAGAACACAGUAGAGACUAUUCGACCCGAAUUUCCAACAGGCCGGGUCAAGAAAAUCAUGAAACUCGACAAAGACAUUAACAAAGUCACAUCAGAUGCUCUGUUUCUCGUCUCCCGAUCGACCGAGCUAUUUCUCCGGUUGCUUGCUGAGAAAUCGGCAGAAGUUGCUACAGAGCAGAAGCGAAAGACUAUAAAACUCGAUCACAUCCGAAUCGCUGUAAAGAGGCACCAGCCAACUAGCGAUUUCCUUCUUGACUCGCUUCCUUCGCCAACCGAGUCAUCAGAUAAACUGGCAGCGGAGAAGAAUCGUUCUCGUCUCAUCGCCGAUAAGCCUGCUCCGCCUGGCACUCGCCGGAUCGACGAAAUCUUUGCUAAAUCGGCAAAUGAGGCUCCGAUUCAGAUAAAUGAUAACUAGAUGUCACUUAUUUUCACUUAUCGAUAAUGCUGUACCAGAAGAUAUUUUUAUUUUAUAAUAUUUAAUGAAUCUCUAUUUAUUUA
Molecule: messenger RNA, 561 nt
Organism: Ricinus communis (castor bean)
Lineage: Eukaryota; Viridiplantae; Streptophyta; Magnoliopsida; Malpighiales; Euphorbiaceae
Product: negative cofactor 2 complex subunit alpha
Exons: 1
Coding region: 53-478 (141 amino acids)
Biological process (GO): regulation of DNA-templated transcription
Cellular component (GO): nucleus
Molecular function (GO): protein heterodimerization activity
Source: RefSeq, a predicted model, not a curated record